Molecule: messenger RNA, 2562 nt
Organism: Eremothecium cymbalariae DBVPG#7215
Lineage: Eukaryota; Fungi; Ascomycota; Saccharomycetes; Saccharomycetales; Saccharomycetaceae
Gene: SSL2
Product: TFIIH/NER complex ATPase/helicase subunit SSL2
Exons: 1
Coding region: 1-2562 (853 amino acids)
Biological process (GO): transcription initiation at RNA polymerase II promoter; nucleotide-excision repair
Cellular component (GO): transcription preinitiation complex; transcription factor TFIIH holo complex; nucleotide-excision repair factor 3 complex
Molecular function (GO): DNA binding; hydrolase activity; 3'-5' DNA helicase activity
Source: RefSeq, a predicted model, not a curated record
AUGACGGAACAUCAAUACCAGACCAGAAGUAGAGGUAAAGUCUAUGAAGAUGCUGAGAAGGAGUAUUUCUCAGACGAUUCCCUUGCAACAGCAGAUGAAUCUGAUUUUGUCGAUGAUGGGGGUGAAUAUGGGCACGAUGAAGUGAAUUUGAAGACAAGGGCUGUGAAGAAAGUGGGGGCAGGCUCAAAUGCAAAAAAGUCGAAGAAUUCUGAGGCUGGUAUGGGUGGUGGCGGAGGUGUUCCUGUUUGUGGUAGUGUUGAAGUGGAUACUUUAAAUAAAUUGGCUGCGAAGGAUGAGAAUUUCUUGAACCAGGUCAGUCUAGAUGCUCCCCCAGACUUUGUACCUGAUGCUGUGUCUGGAAUGUUUAGAUCCAGCGACUUUAGCUACUUGAAGUUGAAGCCAGAUCAUUCCUCCAGACCUCUUUGGAUUGCACCCAAUGAUGGUCGUAUCAUCUUAGAAAGUUUCUCACCUUUAGCUGAACAGGCGCAGGAUUUUCUUGUCACUAUUGCGGAACCUGUCAGUAGACCUUCGCAUGUCCAUGAGUACAAAAUUACAGCAUACUCAUUGUAUGCAGCCGUUUCGGUUGGCUUAGAAACAGAUGAUAUUAUUGCCGUUUUGGAUAGAUUAUCUAAGGUUCCUGUGGCAUCUUCCAUCAUCAAUUUUAUUAAAGGUGCUACUGUAUCUUAUGGUAAAGUGAAGUUGGUUAUUAAACACAACAGAUACUUUGUAGAAACUUCUCAGGCUGAUAUCCUACAAAUGUUGUUAAAAGACAGCGUCAUUGGCUCCUUGAGAAUUGACACUCACGAGUCUAGCAAAGCAUCUGCUCCUGUAGAAAAUACACAAGUAGAUCCUGUUUCCACCCAAAACGUAGAUCCAAAUGAUGUAGAAGCCGUGUUCAAUUCAAUUGUGGGCGGCGAAAAUGAGCUCGACGACGAUGAUGAUGAUGUUGAUGCUGUUCAUUCCUUCGAAAUCGAUCGUGACUCUGUGGAAAUUGUCAAGAGAAGAUGCCAAGAGAUCGAUUAUCCUGUUUUAGAAGAAUACGAUUUUAGAAACGACCAUAGAAAUCCUGACUUAGAAAUAGACUUAAAACCGUCUACCCAAAUUAGACCUUAUCAGGAAAAGUCUUUGAGUAAGAUGUUUGGUAAUGGACGUGCCAGAAGUGGUAUCAUAGUUUUACCAUGUGGUGCCGGUAAGACUUUAGUGGGUAUUACUGCCGCAUGUACAAUCAAGAAAUCUGUUAUUGUUUUGUGCACAUCUUCAGUGUCCGUUAUGCAAUGGAGACAACAAUUUCUUCAAUGGUGUACCAUUCAACCAGAAAAUGUCGCGGUGUUUACAUCAGAUAAUAAGGAAAUGUUUCAGACAGAAUCUGGUUUGGUUGUUUCUACCUAUUCUAUGGUUGCUAACACCAGAAAUAGAUCUCACGAUUCGCAAAAGGUUAUGGAUUUCUUGACGGGGAGAGAAUGGGGUUUUAUUUUAUUGGACGAAGUUCAUGUUGUCCCUGCUGCGAUGUUUAGAAGAGUGGUUUCCACUAUUGCUGCACAUGCUAAAUUGGGCCUCACAGCUACUUUGGUUCGUGAAGAUGAUAAAAUUAGCGAUUUGAACUUUUUGAUUGGUCCCAAAUUAUAUGAAGCUAACUGGAUGGAGCUUUCACAGAAGGGUCACAUCGCCAAUGUUCAGUGUGCCGAGGUUUGGUGUCCAAUGACCGCAGAAUUUUAUCAGGAAUAUUUAAGGGAGAAUGCUAGGAAGAGGAUGUUACUAUAUAUUAUGAAUCCUACAAAAUUCCAGGCUUGUCAAUUCCUAAUUCAGUACCAUGAAAAGAGAGGUGAUAAAAUCAUUGUAUUUUCUGACAACGUUUAUGCAUUACAGGAAUACGCUUUAAAGUUGGGGAAGCCAUUUAUUUACGGUUCCACUCCACAGCAGGAGAGAAUGAACAUUUUACAAAACUUCCAAUAUAACGAUCAAAUUAACACUAUUUUUCUAUCUAAGGUUGGAGAUACUUCUAUUGAUUUACCGGAGGCUACAUGCUUAAUUCAAAUUUCUUCUCACUACGGUUCUCGUCGUCAGGAAGCGCAAAGGCUAGGUAGAAUUCUAAGGGCUAAACGGCGUAAUGAUGAAGGUUUUAAUGCUUUUUUCUAUUCCUUGGUUUCAAAAGAUACCCAGGAGAUGUAUUACUCAACAAAAAGACAGGCUUUCUUAGUUGAUCAGGGUUAUGCUUUUAAGGUCAUCACUCAUCUACACGGCAUGGAAACUUUGCCAAAUUUAGCAUAUGCUUCUGCCAGGGAGCGCAGGGAAUUAUUACAGGAAGUUUUAUUGAAAAAUGAGGAGGCUGCUGGUAUUGAGAUUGGCGAUGAUUCUGAGAACUUCGUAGGUCGUGGAUCCAACCCAAACAAGCGUAUGAAGUCUAAAGCAGUUAAAGGCGAGGGUUCGUUGGCUGGCCUCGCAGGUGGAGAGGAUAUGGCUUAUUUAGAAUACGUUCCAAAUAAAAAUAAAGACUUAAAAGAUCACCACCCACUGAUCAGAAAGAUGUAUUACAAAAACUUAAAAAAUAAAAUGGUUAUGUAG